Messenger RNA from Xenia sp. Carnegie-2017, 2299 nucleotides. Its product is annotated as neurogenic locus notch homolog protein 1-like. Bases 897 to 2231 code for a protein of 444 amino acids. The record is from RefSeq and is a predicted model, not a curated record. NCBI's taxonomy places the organism in Eukaryota, Metazoa, Cnidaria, Anthozoa, Malacalcyonacea, Xeniidae. Gene Ontology annotation, molecular function: calcium ion binding. The transcript is spliced from 9 exons.
AUAACAUUGUUAUCGACGUUUAAUAAGAGUUUAGUUGUGCGAUUUGAAUCAUAGAAGGUCAGAAAAAAUCGUGAAACAGUGUAUUGGUAUUGUCGUAUUGAUGUUUGUCUGCGAUGGAUUUAAGCAAUGUGAGACAUAGCUUUAGCGAAAGCAGCUAAUACCACGAAUGAUUCGAUGUUGUUGUCGUUUUCUUGCCGAGCAGCGAGCGACAUACGUCUAAACAUUGAAGUCAUAUAGCGACAAUGGAAUAACUUCAGAAUUUAUCGAAGAUACGCGGGACCAAAACUUGCAAUAACUUCGAGUCCUAUACGUAUCAAAAUGUAAAAGUGAUCAGAAUGAACAUGGGCAUUUGGAAAAGAUGUCUAAUUUUGUUAUCUUUUCUUUGGCAAGGAACAAAAAAACUCUUUCAUUUAGUCUGUAUCACACGUCGACUUCCUUCAGCAAAGUAAAAAUAUAAUCUUCAAAACAAAGACUCUUUACAACAAAAAAUUUUUUGUAGCAAAUUACCUACAUGUACGUCAAACAAAAUUUAUAUAGAAAGCUUGAUUGCAGGCGUCUCCCGUCACUGAUGCUCAGUGUAAGUCGAAGAAAACGACAGGUGUAAAUGAAAAUGGAAGAUUAAAUCGAUGUCCAAUCAAUCAAUCUGAAAAAUAGAGAACUUUUCUAGCUAACUAGUUAUAAAGUUUGAAUACUAGAAAUACAGGAGAAUAUAAGAAAAUUAGCAGCAGAUUUACACUGUUUACUCGGUACAACAUGAGGCUUUUCUUGGUGUUUCUUUUCGUCUUGUUAGUGCAUGAUGCAGCGGGUUGGUGGAGAAGACGACGUUGGAGACGACCACGGUACAGGAGACGUUGUACACUAAGUCAUUGGUCCAGCUGGAGCUCCUGUAAUCAUCAAUGUGGAAUUCAGGCGUACAGACGCGAACAAGAAGGAAGAUUAGUUCAGGCUGGUGGUUCGGACGCUGUUCUGGUUACAGUUUACGCCAAACAAGAGCAUGCAACAGAAAUAAAUGUCGAAAUAGAGGAUGGUCAUGGCAUGGUAGAUGUAUCUGUUAUAGUGGUUGGACAGGAAAAUGUUGCAACAAACGGCGUGCAAGAAAUUGUGUAGUCAGUCAUUGGUCCAGUUGGAGUUCUUGUAAUCAUCAAUGUGGAAAUGCAGGUGUACAGACACAAACAAGAAGAAAGAUUAGGUCAGAAUCGAAUGGCGGACGUUGUCCAUACAGUUUACGCAGAACAAGAGCAUGCAACAGAAAUAAAUGUCGCAAUAGAGGAUGGGCAUCAUAUGGUAGAUGUAUCUGUUAUAGUGGUUGGAAAGGAAAAUGUUGCGACAAAAGGCGUCCUAGAAAUUGUGUAGUCAGUCGAUGGUCAAGUUGGAGUUCUUGUAGUCACCAAUGUGGAAAUGCUGGUGUACAGACACGAACAAGAAGAAAGAUUAGGACAGAAUCUAAUGGCGGAAGUUGUCCAUAUAGUUUACGCAGAACAAGAGCAUGCAACAGAAAUAAAUGUCGCAAUAGAGGAAGACCAACCUAUGGUAGAUGUAUCUGUUAUAGUGGUUGGACAGGAACAUGUUGCAGCAAAAAAUCUCCCAUAAAUUGUGUGGUCAGCAGUUGGACCAGUUGGAGUUCUUGUAGUCAUCAAUGUGGAAAUGCAGGUGUACAGACGCAAACAAGAAGAAAGAUUAGGUCAGAAUCUAAUGGCGGAAGUUGUCCAUACAUUUUACGCAGAACAAGAGCAUGCAACAGAAAUAAAUGUCACAAUGGAGGAAGACCUACUUAUGGUAGAUGUAUCUGUAAAAGUGGUUGGACAGGAACAUGUUGCAACAAAGAUAUCGACGAAUGUGCACUUUCUACCGAUAACUGUCACACGAAAGCGAUCUGUACCAAUAACAAUGGAUCAUUUUCAUGUAAAUGUAACAGUGGUUAUUCGGGAAAUGGAAUUAUUUGUAAAGAUAUUGAUGAAUGCUCUUUAUCAAUCGACAAUUGUCAUCAAAACUCUACCUGUGUCAACACUAAUGGAUCGUUUUCGUGUAGUUGCAAUGUUGGUUAUUCUGGAAAUGGAACAGUUUGUGAAGAUAUCGACGAAUGUUCUCUUUCAAUGGAUAACUGUCAUCAAAAUUCAACUUGCAUCAACAGCCAUGGAUUGUUUUCUUGUAAUUGUGAUGCAGGAUUUACAGGAAACGGAACGGUUUGUGAAGAGAUUAAACCGUGCGAGUCGAGUCCUUGCAAAAAAUAAUGGUCUUUGUACAAACAUGGGAGGUACAUUCUCCUGUGAUUGUGCUGAUGGUUUUAAAGGCAAAACAU